CGUCAAAUUGCGUUCUCUUUGCAAAUUUUUCUAGUAAACAAAUGCGAUUUAACAAAAUAUUGUACUAACUUGUACAAGCUUUACAACUUAUUUGCCGUGCUGUUCUUUUUGAGUACAAAAAUGCGCAGAUGCCGUGUUUCCGGGUGUGGCCUUAAAAAUCAAGAGGGGCGUUUGUUUUCUUUACCACAGAAUCCAGUAGAAGCCGAGAAGUGGAGAGAAAAUAUGCGAUUCCCAAAAACGGAUUACCUGCCACCCCACAAUACUUAUGUAUGCACUCGGCAUUUUGAGGAUAAAGCUAUGACUUCAAGAGUAUUAAGAAUUGGUGGAAUUCCCACUCUUAACCUGGGCUACGACGGCCCUCCCCCACAUAGCUUCCAACUCGGAAGGAAAGGAGGCGGCCGUUACUGCUGUAUUAAAAAUUGUCCUGGAGACGAAAGCCGGACUUUGUACGCUUUUCGCCGCUAUGACGAUAGUUGGUACAAGGCUUGCAACAUAACCCGAACAAAUCAUGCACUUUACAUUUGCGGACGUCAUUUCGACAAAAGCUUUAUAACAAAAAAUAGAUUACUACCUGAAGCUUUUCCUACGUUGAACUUAUUUCCACAACCAACAAGUACUCCGCCCAGCAAACCCAAUGAAAACAUGGACAUUAAGCGGAACUGCUGCAUCGAAAACUGCGUUACGGAUGGAAGUUUAGCGUUGUUCUCAUUCCCUAAAAUGAAGGAUGCCCGCAUGAGAUGGAUGAAAACCUGCGGGAUAACUCCGUCGGAAAAUAGUGAACUGUAUAUUUGUGCUCGUCAUUUUCAUUCAAGUUUUCUUACAAAUAACAACAAAACAUUAGAACCCGGAGCAGUACCUUCAUUGAAAUUAGAUUCACAACCUCCAGGACGCCUUCCUACAUUGCAAAACAGUAUGCCCUCAAGAACCAAAUUGCCAUUAGAUUUUGAACAGCAUUAUUGCUUAGAGAGCAAAAGACAACGUCGGGAUUCACAAGACACCGAUGUGGCUUCGUUUAUAAGCGAACAUGAGGAAUUAAUUUACAAUAUUCAGAAAUCCGGAAAAAGUUUAGAUGCAGCAUCAGUUGAAUGUGAUGAUGAGCAAAUUACUAGAGACAUAAAUGAUACAGUAGUUGCAAGCGAUGCUCCUAAAAUAAAUAGUCCUAUUGGUUCGAAUCAUGCUUCUCUAAGUAAUAAUUUGGAAUUGUCUAAAAUGCAAAUAACAUACAAAAAUGAUCAAGAGCGUUUUGAAAAGAGAUUAGCAGAAUUAGAAACUCGCAUAGAGUUCCAGUCACACAAAUGUAAUCAUGAACAUUUUGAAAAGAGAAUCGCUGAGCUAGAGGCUCAAAUCAAAUUUCAAUCGCAAAAUACGCAAAAAUGCGAUCAUGAACAUUUCGAAAAGAAAAUCACCGCGUUAGAGGCGCGACUUGAAUUCCAAUCAAAACACCCACAAAGAGGCGAUGAUGAAUAUUUUGAAAAGAAAAUCUCUGACUUAACAAGUCAAAUCGUAUCUUUAAAAUCGAAAUACCACAGUUUAGUGCAUCGGGCAAUAAUCCCAACUGAUGCAAGUGAAGAUGCAAUCACUUUUGCCAAAAUGAUUGUUGAUCCCGCAAAAAAAUGUUAUGACGAAAAAGAGAAAUACAUGGCACAGAAUUUAACUUACAUUUCGUCCAAGUCCUAUGAUUAUAUGCGUGAGGACUUAGGAUUCAAUAUGCCACACAAAUCAAUUCUUCGGCGAUGGCGCCCGAACGCCAGCUCCAUUAUAUCUGGAAUUGAUGAGGAUGCCUCUGAAACUUUGAAAACAAUUGUUAGUCGCAUGUCCGAAAGCGAGCGUUUAUGUCAAAUUAUGUUCGAUGAAAUCGAUAUCGUGAAAGCAGAGUCACCAAGCAGUAAAAAGACCUACGGUUCUAAAGCAAGCAAACACUCUAAAUGUUGCUUCUUCAUGGUUAAAGGAUUAUUUAGCGAUUGGAAAUAUAUGCUACCAUAUUACAUAGGAAAAAAGGGCUUUAGUGCUUUCAGUUUACUACGUUCCUUGAAUCAAAAUCUUGAUUUCGCUAAAUCCGUAGGCCUCAAAGUUAAGGCAAUUGUGUGUGCCGAAACACUUUAUAACGCUGAGAUAUAUAAAGUUUUAGGGGUGACUGAAAAAAAACCCUACAUUUUACAAGAUGAAGAAAAAAUUCAUGGUUUCUUCGACUAUUUUUGUUUAAUUAAGUCUAUUCGAAAUAGUUUACUGAAAUACGAUAUGCAAACCGUCGAUGGUGUGGUUAGCUUUAAAUUGAUUAAGAAGUUAUACGCAAUUGAUCAGGUUACUCCCAAUCUGAAUCUAUUUCCUAAGCUCACCUUUGCCCAUAUAAACCCGUAUGGUGUUGACAAAAUGAACGUUACUUUGGCGACACAAUUGCUGAGUCACUCAGUCGCUGUUGGCAUCGAAAAGGCCAUCAACCACAAACUAUUUGGAACUGACCCACAUCCAAGUGCUUUAAAAUGUGUCAAGGCAACUCAAAACUUUAUUCAACGUAUGAAUGACCUGUUUGAUGAGUUCAACCAUAGAAGCCAAUAUGAGAUAACAAGUGAGGACCGAACGAGCCAAAACUACAUAGAAAAAAUUAAUAAUUUAAAAGAUCAUUUAAAAUAUAUAUAUUCAUUGGAACAACGCGAUAUGAUAAAUCUGCCAUUUAAAUCUGAUUUAAUUUUAACAACCAAAUCAAUGAUCAACUUUUACCAAGAUCUCUUCAGAAAACACAAAUCUUUAGACAUUAAUCUUCUCGGCAAUUUAAAUCAAGAUGCGCUAAAUACAUUUUUAUGUGAACUACGUAAAGUGAGCCCUACAGAAAAUGAGGUUCAAACCCUUGUAACGAGUUCACGAAGAGAAUUUGAGCAAUUAUACAAAAGUAAUGAAUUUGCUGCUAUACCAAAUCGCUACGAUAACUUAGAACAGCCAGCACUACAAAUUGAAGAUUUUAUAGUAGAAGUGGGCGAAUAAUGUGUGGAACACUUUUCAGCAAAUAACUGCAUUUAAAGCUUAAUCCUAAACUAAGUUUUUGUUUCGAAAAUUCAUGUACAUAAGUGUCACUUUUAUUAUAUUAUUAUUUAAGUCAACAACAUGUAAAGAGGUAUUACAAGCUAUACAUGUACUAAGAUAAACCACUUGGAAUAUUAUUUGAUUGGUAAGUUAUGUUUGUAGUCCCUCGGAAUUUAAUAAAAAAAAAAAACUUUA
Molecule: messenger RNA, 3213 nt
Organism: Anastrepha obliqua
Lineage: Eukaryota; Metazoa; Arthropoda; Insecta; Diptera; Tephritidae
Exons: 2
Coding region: 121-2979 (952 amino acids)
Molecular function (GO): sequence-specific DNA binding
Source: RefSeq, a predicted model, not a curated record